Molecule: messenger RNA, 1158 nt
Organism: Rhagoletis zephyria (snowberry fruit fly)
Lineage: Eukaryota; Metazoa; Arthropoda; Insecta; Diptera; Tephritidae
Gene: sowah
Product: ankyrin repeat domain family member sosondowah
Source: RefSeq, a predicted model, not a curated record
UUUAGACCGCAUUGCACUGGGCUGCCAAACAUGGGAACCAGGACGUCGUUAAACUAAUAGCGGGCACAUACAAGGCAGACGUGAAUGCAAGAACGAAUGGCGGCUACACUCCAUUACACAUAUCCAUGCAAUUUGGGCGUGCUGAUGUUUUUGAGCUACUCGUCAAUGUUUACAAAGCCAAUCGUGAUGUGGUGGACUGGAGUGGCAAUAAACCAUUGGAUUAUAGCAAACAAAGCACCAGCGUUUCGGCGUCAACCUUCAGCAAAAUCAAGGCAAAGAAAAAAUCUGCAGCCGAAAAAGAUUCCGGGUUCCUUCGGAUUGGUUCUUUGAAUGUCCGAGUGAAGAAGACAACCGAAGCGUUCAGCAACUUCUUGGGAGUGGGCAAUGGUCAUACACUCUCGCAGGCGGGAGCAGCAAGUCGCCUUCACCAGCGAUCUCACCGACACCAUCAGCAAGAUCAUCAUCAUCAGCAUCAUCCUCCCGGUGGUAUGACUGCACGGAAUCCGAUGAUGAUGAUGAUGAAGACGAAACAAUUAGGAACUGAAACAACUAUAAGCAGCAAAAGUAGUAGUAAAAGUAACAACAAAAAACAAAGUGUUUCCUCGCGUGCCAGUGUUCCUGUCAAUAUGAAUAGUUUAACGAGUAAAUUUGAAAAGUUGCACAAAUCAUGGGGCUCUGCCGACAAUAUACAAAAUAACGAAGACGAACGACGAGACGACAAAGCGAUUAUGCCACCACCGAAAAAUAUUGAUUCGUUUGUGAAGAAGAGGCAAAAACCGAUAGCAACACCAACAAUGCGCUCAUCGGUUACAUCGUCCCUGGUAACAGAUUCUCCACGCGAUUCCAUUUCAUCAUCGAAUUCCAGUACAAAUCUGAUUUAUGGCUACAGUAGUAUGCCUACGACGCCAAAUCAAAAACGAGCGCCUAUAGGUCGAGCGCCAUCCGAUAUGUUAAUGGACUCUGACUCGGAUUCCGCCUGUGGUUUUGAUGCGAAUUGGGCAAUGAGUGGUCGAACUUCGGUGAGCAGUGGAAAUUUGCAAGCUCCUCAGUGUUAAUUUGUACAUAUACAUAUGUAUAUAUAUAUAUGCUUAAAUACAUACAUACAUACAUAUGUAGUUGAUAUUUUUAAAAAUUCAGACAUACUUAUACACAUACAAA